AAUCGUUGUUUUCCCAUCGACGCACGAGUUGGCUGCCAGCCUCCGGAGAAGAAUUGUUUCAAUUUUCGCCAAAAAUCAGUUUUUACGCGCUUAUAUGUUGCUUGCAUAGAAAUUCAGUUUUAUUUUCAAUUUCCUUUGGUGUUUUUCGCUUGUGUUUUUAAUCAUCCGUGUGUUUUUUUUAUCGUUGUUUCGUAUUCGUUAUUUGUUCUCGGUUCGGUUUGUCGAAUUUUCUGAAUUCGUCAAUUUUUUCUGUUUCAUCUUUUACUUUUCCGUUUUGUUCCGUUUAUUUGAUUUUUUUUUCUUUGUGUUUGAGUUCAAAUCUCAGAAUAAAAAUUUCACCAAAAAUUGGGUUUAGUGGAUUUAAUCUGUAAAAAAAAUAAGUAAAUGUUGGAUGAAAAGAAUUUCUCCAAUCGAAGUUUUCAAAGACUUCUGCUGUGAUAAAAAAAAUACAAUUGAUUUAUGUGCAUCAAACAAAUAAAAAAAAUUCAACAAAAAGCGCGCGUCGAAAUUUUUCCGCGAAAGUUAAAUGAGUGUGUGAGCGCUUUUGUGUCUCAAAAAUUGGAAGCCCUCAUGGAAAUUAAUGUAAAAGUGGUAUAAGUUGUGUUAUUUUCAUUUUGAACAAAAAAACACUUUUUUUUUUCAUUCGGUUGUUGCUCCAUUCUGCAUGGUUUAAUUUCAAAUGUGAAUAUACAAAUAAAACAUUCAGUCGAGCUGCAGAACAAAUAUAAGCCAGGCGAAUAGGAUUUCAAAUUGUAAAUUACACAAAAAUACCACCCAAACACCCAAAGAAUCAUCGCAAAUCAAAUAAGGGGAAAUAGAGAGUGAAAAUUUAACAACAAAAACGAAGCUAUAAAUUAAGGCGAGGGAAUAGAGCGAGCGAACGGAAUUGACCGUGGAAAGGCGGUGAAGUGCGAGCGCGCAUAUGCUAUUAAAAACAAUAAUGAAAUCAGGAGUGACAGUGCAAAAAUGAUUUAUCUAUUGAACGACGAUGGAACCAAGUAGAUCGAUCAAUCAUGAGACCGAAGCAAGCAGUAGUACAGCCAUUAAUUGUAAUAACACGUCGAUAAUACAAAAUCCAAGCAUAAGAUAUGACUUGAGAAAGCCACAGUCAUCAACAGUGUCUGCUGCGGCAGCGGCAAAUGUGCUGUUGCAUUCAUCGUCGUCGCGAUGUGAUAACAAUGGAUAUGGUGGUGGCAGCAGUGGCGGUGGUGGUGGUGGUAGUAGUAGUAGUAGAGGUAAAAGUGGCGACCAAAGCACUUUUCACACAUUGCAUUACGACAAUUCAAACGAUAUAAUCAUAACGAAUAGAAAAAUGCACACAGCGAAUUUAAAUCGAUCGAGGCGAGCCAGCCAAACAGCACGAGGUGGUGGCGGUGGUCGACUGCAUCAUGGCAGUGAUUCGUAUAGCUCGAAAUCGUCCAGAUCAUCGUACAGUUCAACGUGUUCAGCAAGCUCAUGCGACGGCAGCGAAACCAGUUCAAAUUCAUCGGGUGAACCAAAUUUACCAUACCCGGGCUUUCCUGAGCUCUCCCUCAACUAUCUCACACAAGAUAUGCGACCUAGAAACUGGUGUUUGCUACUCAUUACAAAUCCAUGGUUCGAACGUGUUUCAAUUUUAGUCAUUUUAUUCAAUUGUGUAACGUUAGGCAUGUACCAGCCAUGCGUUGACGAUGAAUGUGUUACAAAUCGCUGCAAAAUACUCCAGAUAUUCGAUGACAUUAUAUUUGCGUUUUUCUCCUUGGAAAUGAGCAUAAAAAUGGUUGCGAUGGGAGUCUAUGGCAAAAAUACCUAUCUGGCCGAUUCGUGGAAUCGUUUGGAUUUUUUCAUCGUGCUGUCGGGCGCACUUGAGUACUGUUUGAACAUGGAGAAUUUAAAUUUGACAGCGAUCCGAACAAUACGUGUUUUGCGUCCAUUACGAGCCAUAAAUCGAAUACCAAGUAUGAGAAUACUGGUGAUGCUGUUGCUGGAUACGUUACCCAUGUUGGGAAAUGUGUUGCUGCUGUGCUUUUUUGUAUUCUUCAUAUUUGGUAUCGUCGGCGUACAACUGUGGGAAGGCAUUCUACGACAACGGUGCGUGCUUCAGUUGCCGGAUCAUGUGGCAGCUCCCAAGGAUCUACCGGACGAUUACAGAGUUCGAGUUCGAAUCAAUUCCAUUUCAUAUUACUAUGAGUUUUCAAAGGAACAAGACUAUAUUUGUUCGAAGCCAGCGGAUUCCGGUAUGCAUAUGUGCUCCGAUUUGCCACCGUAUCGCAUUGGACCAAUGAUCUGCAACGCAUCAGCCGAAGCAUACUCGUACAAUUAUCCGACGAAUUCAUCGUGCGUCAAUUGGAAUCAAUACUACACAAAUUGCACGCAGCUAGGCGGUAAUCCGUUUCAGGGAACCAUUUCGUUCGAUAACAUUGGCAUGGCAUGGGUCGCGAUAUUUUUAGUUAUCUCAUUGGAAGGAUGGACUGAUAUCAUGUACUACGUGCAAGAUGCUCACAGCUUCUGGGAUUGGAUCUAUUUCGUUUUAUUAAUAGUGAUUGGAUCGUUUUUUAUGAUAAAUCUAUGUCUCGUUGUCAUCGCCACUCAAUUCUCUGAAACGAAAAAACGUGAAAUGGAGCGUAUGCGACAGGAGCGAGCUCGUUACACAUCCACAUCAACAAUCACAUCGAGCACGAACAAUUCGGAGCCGUCAACAUGCUAUGCGGAAAUCGUAAAAUACAUUGCACAUUUGUGGCGCCGACUAAAACGACGACUAAUUAAGAAGUUACGAACGUAUAAGUAUAGAAAUCAAGAUGAAGAUCUGCUGCCAAAUGCCGACACAUUCACAUUAUCGCCACACCGAAUCAAAUGUCAUCAUCCAAAUUGUCCGAAAGUAAAUCAGAAUACGCCCACGAUGGAUGGCAGCGGCGGCGGUGGCGUUGCAAAGCGUCUUAAAUCACAAAUGGCCGACACGAAUAGCAUAUCCGGAACAAUAGUCAUACAAAAUAAUUGCAAUAACAGCCAAUUAUCGUCACCGGAUAUGUCAGAAGCGAACGAAAUGCAUAGGUACUCGACAAGCUCGGCAAAUCUAGCGACGGCCAACAGCAGAAAUGACGACAAAGACGAUAAGCACAAGUCGAGCUUGUUAAAAAUUCCGGGCGUCAUUAAAACGGAACAGCAAUCGCAAAGCACAAACGGAUCUGGCGAGUAUUUAAGCCCACCAUCAUCAGCGCGCCGUAGAUCGUCGGUGGAGAAAACUACACAAGCCGGUGAUGGGAAUAUUUGGAAGGUGAACUUAGGUCAUAAUUUGUAUUCGCACACGAUGAACAACAUUCUAACGGAUUGUUCAGACCUCAAUUUCAAUGAUACGAUGACAUGUCAAGAAUUGUUAGCGUUUUCGGUGGCAUUUUCGGCCGCAUUGCCAACCAACCAAAACACUUUAGAGUCCUUAUACUCGUCGUUAGCACAUCACGAUUCACAGCAGCCGAAGAAUGACAGCCAAAAUGCCGACCAAAUGCAAAAAAAUGGCAAUUCGGAUAGAAUAAAUCGUCAAGCAUCAACCGUAGCGGCAACAACACCAUCAGCCGUGGCAGCCACAUCAACGACCGCACCGCCAAAUGGUUUGGAAAACUUUUCCUGUUGCUAUCAUUUAUAUCAAAAUUCGGCCCAUGUCGAAGCGCUCAUGUCAUCGCAUCGUAAGCCAAAUAAAUAUGUGGCACCAAUUGUGGCCGGCUGGAGACUAUUUUCCAAAUUGAUGACCUACAUGCGACGGUGCAUCAAACGACUGGUCGAUCAUAAAUACUUUCAACAGGGAAUUCUAUUAGCGAUUUUAAUAAACACACUGUCAAUGGGCAUCGAAUAUCAUGAUCAGCCAGAGGAGCUAACAGCCAUCGUGGAAACGAGUAAUAUCGUCUUUUCGGGCAUUUUCGCCGUUGAAAUGAUGCUCAAAGUGAUUGCCGAGGGUCCGUUCCGCUACAUUGCCAAUGGAUUCAAUGUUUUUGAUGGUGUUAUUGUUAUAUUAAGUGUAUUCGAAUUAGGUCAACAAUUCUUCGGCAUUAGCGAAGGCAGCUCGGGAUUAAGUGUUUUACGUACGUUUCGACUGUUGCGAAUCCUGAAAUUGGUGAGGUUCAUGCCAAAUUUAAGACGCCAACUAUUCGUCAUGUUACGCACAAUGGACAAUGUUGCAAUAUUUUUCUCGUUACUCAUUCUGUUUAUAUUUAUAUUUAGCAUACUUGGCAUGUACCUAUUCGGUGGUAAGUUUUGUAAAUUUACGGAUGAAACCAGUGGGCAAGAAAGAGAAUGCACUUGCCCCGAAAUAAUAAGCCAACAUCCACUUUGCGAAUGCGAUCGAAAACAUUUUAACAACAUUUUAUGGUCAACUGUAACAGUUUUCCAAAUUUUAACGCAAGAAGAUUGGAAUGUUGUGCUUUUCAAUGGCAUGGAAAAGACUAGCCACUGGGCGGCAUUGUAUUUCGUUGCAUUGAUGACGUUCGGUAAUUACGUGCUGUUCAACCUGCUGGUUGCUAUUUUAGUGGAGGGCUUUAGCUCUGAGCGAAACGAACGUCGAGAGCGGGAACAACGUGAACUGGUGAAAAAAUUGCGUGAAGAACACGAGAAUUUAAGUGAUUUGAUGUUGGAGGACUAUCGCAGUGGCACCGAUUCCAUCAGUUCAAGUGACAAUUGCCAAGAGUCUCGCAACAAAUGGCACAGCGCCGAAGAUGUACGAAGUCGAAAAAUACGAGCACAAUUGCAAAAGGAGCAAGAGGAAAAGAGUGCAAAUAAUGCGACGCAUCGUCAGACGCAAGCUAUGGUUUAUGUAUAUGUAAACAAUGACACCCACUCCGAUAAUGAAAUGUCGAAAUCAAAACAAAGCAUCGAUGCUGACAUCGAUAAAAUUGUUUUGGAAAACAAACACUUCAGAAUGUCGCCAAAAGAUAAUAAUGCGGGUGGUUCGAGUCGAGGUCAACGACGUGGUGCAGGUAAAAUGAAUCCACCGAUAAUAACAACAACGGCUGCAACGCCACAGGAUUCACCGAUUGCCACACUGGCACAUGGCAUGAGCUUCAGCGAAUGGGAGAACAAUAAUGCCCUGAAACCGCCAUCGAUUAUGUGCGGCAGUGUGAAGGGACUGAAUAAUUUACUAUUGCCCGAACCGUUUCCAAGCAAGCGGAAAAUUGAAAGUACAACCACUCGAAAUGCAAACACUUGCAUCGAUCUAGAGCCAAAAGCAUCCGUAUCGAAUAUUAAAUUGGAUCGAAAAGAUUCGAACGAAGCAGGUAACAAUCAAACGGGCACAAAAUCCAAAUCGACCAAGAGAAAUUCGGUCAAGAAACGGUCAAGUGCAAAACGGAAAGAUAAACCAUCGUCAGCCAAUUAUGAAACGGAUAUGCUGAACAAUGAACGCCUCGAUUCACUCGGCAGCAUGGACGUGAUGCAUAAAUCUGGUAAACGACUUCAGAACAAUACCAAAAACACGAAUAAAAUUAGCCCACGCGGACGUCAGUUUGAUCCAAACGAAUUUUAUAACAAUGCACCUAAAUACUACAACAAUCAGUCUAUGGAACAACAACCAGAGCAGCAGGGGCAUCAACGAAUGUACGCUCACCGUGGUUCGACCGUUUAUCGUCGUCGAUUAUCAACAAUGGAUGCGCAAGCGUUUAAAAAUUUAGCCAAUUUGGAUCUCAAACAGUUGGAAAUGUUGCGAGCAAGAGCUUUGCGCCGUGAAGAGGAAUCGAAAGCUGCCGAAGCGGCAGCUGCUAAAGAGGCAGCGCUCGUUUCCAAAGGUUUCUUUCGCGAACCGAUUAAAUUCACAACGGCCGCUCUGCGAAAGCGUUUCGAAGUGCUGACCGAACAUCGUGAAUGCUAUUCGAUGUACAUUUUCGCUGAAGAGAACAAAUUUCGACAGGCAUGCGAUUGGUUCGUAUCACAGAAAUGGUUCGAUAAUGUCAUUUUACUAUUCAUUGCGCUCAAUUGCAUCACACUGGCCAUGGAGAGACCCAAUAUUCCGAAUGGUGUACCAGAACGGUAUUUUUUAACAACGGCCAACUAUGUGUUCACGUUUGUAUUUACGCUGGAAAUGUUCGUCAAGGUAGUUGCAACCAGUAUGUUCCGUGGGCCUAAUGCAUAUUUCAAUUCAGGUUGGAACAUAAUGGACGGUUCGUUAGUCACAAUUUCAAUUAUCGAUUUGUUAAUGUCGUUAUUGAGCGAUUCAAGUCCGCGCAUUUUUGGAAUACUUCGUGUUUUUCGUUUAUUGCGUUCACUUCGGCCGUUGCGUGUUAUUAAUCGAGCGCCCGGGCUUAAGCUCGUCGUUCAAACGCUGCUGUCGUCAUUGCGUCCCAUUGGCAAUAUUGUGCUGAUUUGCUGUACAUUCUUCAUAAUAUUCGGUAUUCUGGGUGUGCAACUGUUCAAAGGAACAUUUUACUAUUGCGAGGGAAUUAAUGUGAAGCAUGUGAAAAACAAAACGGAUUGCCUAUCGAUACCUGGAAAUCAAUGGAUCAAUCGAAAAUACAAUUUUGAUGAUUUGGGCAAAGCGUUAAUGUCAUUAUUUGUGCUGUCGUCACGCGAUGGCUGGGUAAAUAUUAUGUACACGGGCUUAGAUGCUGUUGGUGUUGAUCAACAGCCAGUUGUCAAUUUCAAUGAGUGGCGCCUACUCUAUUUCAUCGCAUUCAUAUUGCUGGUGGGAUUCUUUGUGCUGAACAUGUUUGUCGGUGUUGUCGUUGAGAAUUUUCAUCGCUGUCGCGAAGAGCAAGAGAAAGAAGAGAAAAUUAGACGUGCUGCCAAACGUGCCGUUCAAAUGGAAAAGAAAAGAAAACGUAUGCAUGAGCCACCGUACUACAUCAACUAUUCACCAUUGCGGUUAUUCGUCCACAACGUAGUCACGAGUAAAUAUUUUGAUUUGGCGAUUGCCGCUGUUAUCGGUUUGAAUGUGGUUACCAUGGCAUUGGAAUAUUAUCGUAUGCCUCUCAUUCUUGAGUACGCACUGAAAAUCUUCAAUUAUUUCUUUACGGCGGUGUUCAUCCUGGAGGCAAUUAUGAAAUUAGUUGCGCUCGGCUUUAAAUUAUACCUGAAAGACAAAUGGAAUCAAUUGGAUGUUGGAAUUGUUAUUGCGUCAGUCGUUGGAAUUGUACUUGAGGAACUUGAAACGAAAAUAAUCCCAAUCAAUCCGACAAUAAUACGAGUUAUGCGCGUUUUACGAAUUGCACGCGUACUGAAAUUGUUGAAGAUGGCCAAAGGUAUUCGAGCAUUGCUCGACACGGUGAUGCAGGCAUUGCCACAAGUCGGCAACCUAGGUUUACUAUUCUUUCUUUUGUUCUUCAUAUUUGCCGCGCUGGGAGUUGAAUUGUUCGGUCGAUUGGAGUGCUCAGACGAAAAUCCGUGUCAGGGAUUGGGGGAACAUGCUCAUUUUGCGAAUUUUGGAAUGGCAUUUCUGACAUUGUUCCGAGUCGCUACAGGUGACAAUUGGAAUGGCAUUAUGAAGGACACGCUUCGCGACGACUGCGACGAUGAAGCCGAUUGUGUGAAAAAUUGUUGUGUGAGUUCGGUAAUAGCGCCGAUAUUUUUCGUGAUAUUCGUAUUGAUGGCUCAAUUUGUGCUCGUGAAUGUGGUGGUUGCAGUACUGAUGAAGCACCUGGAAGAGAGCCACAAGCAGAUUGAAGAUGACGAAUUUGAUAUGGAAGAGUUGGAACGUGAAAUGGUGCAGGCGCAAAAAUUCGAAGAAGAACAAGCGUUGUGUUUGCAGCUAGAGGCAGAAGCCGUACCACGUCGACCAAUGACUAAAGUACUAUCAUUGCCAUCCAAUUUCACGUAUAGUUCGCCAAUCAUUUUAGAAAAUCUUCUGAAUUCGCAACGAAGACAAACGUUGCAGCUGUUUGGGGAUGGAAGCCGUUUCUCGGACUUCAGUCGUCCACCGACCACCGACGAGCGAAUGACUGAAAUUGAAUUGGGAGAAUUGGGAGAGAUAAAACCAAAGACUAAACGACGUCAAUCGAGUACUGUGUCACGAGACAAAGAAUCCGUCGCAUCAUUACGAACACCAAAUGCCCGACCGAAAUUUCACCGCGAAAUAUCAUUAGACGAACGUCAAAUGCCAUCUUCGAGACCAAAACCAAAACUCGUCGACAUAAAGCGCACCAGUUGUGAUCAGUUGCUUGUUCGUGGCGAUGAUGAAACGACGAAUUUCUACCACAAACCAAAUGCCGCUAAACCGAGCGGUGAUAAAUCUACUGCUGGUGCUGGCCAUAAAGUCAAGACCGACAAACUGACAGAUUCAAAGGAUUCAAUUGUAAUGGCCGCAGAACAUGCGAAAGUAUCAUUGUAUCGGCGAUCCUCUUUGAACUAUGGCAAUUCAAAGAGUUCAAAUGCAGCAAAUACAUUACGUUCAUUGCCGAAGGCGCAAUCAGUGUCGGGCCGAUCGGGUAGUUGCCGACAGCUUUUCAAACAACAUGCCAUGGACGACGAGGCUGACAUCGAUGAGAAUUCACUGCUGCUUCCAGUGCUGAAUAAACCUCAAAUUAUCCAACACAAUGACCCGAAAAAUUCAAAAGAAACUAGCCUAUUCAACAAAACCACCAAUGAAACUGAGUGAAAAAAAAAACUGUCGAUUUUAAGUUUACCUUUUUUUUAGAAGAAAAAUAAUAAUAUGCGAGUGAAAUUUUAUGCAAUUGAAUCGCGAGCGCACUAUGCUGCAGUUUAUUAAGCAAUUUUCGAAAACGAACAACAAAAUGGUUUUGAUUGCAAAAAAAAAACAAAACAAAUGGAUACAUUUUUAAACAAAUUGGAGAAUUUAAGUGAUUUUUAAUGCAGACAGAUUAUAUUUAAAAAAAAGAUUUAACAUAUUUAUUUAUCGGCGAUGAAAAGCGAAGCUAUCACCGAUUAUUAUUAGUGUGUGGGGUGAAUGCAUUUGGUUUCUAGAAAACCAAAACAAAUGGAUUUAUAUAAUACAUGUUAAACGAGCAAAAUCAUAUUUAAUGAUUAUAUAUAUGCAUUCAGAAACCAUUCGAUACAUAUGUUAGGAAUUUAGUGAAUACUCACAAUGAAACAUACAUUAGUAAGUAUACACAUACACACAAGGCUCUCUCUCUCACACUCACACACACACAAACAAGCAGAACAAAUACGCAUUCAGUUCUAUUGACAAAAUUAAUGGAAAUCUAACAAUCAAUACGAGAGAAAACAUUUAAGCAAACUGUACAUUUCGUAUAUAUUAUAUAUAUUACAAACAGGAAUUUGAUAAGCAAUCUAUUUUACUAAUUCUCUAUCAAAACAACAAAAAAAAAACAACACUGGUUUCGAAAAAUCUCACUUCAAUGUGGUCAAUCAACGGUAAUGGAAUUGUCUCUCUUUCUAAAUAUUUCGAAUUUUUGUUCCCAUGUCAACAGUUCUUUCGGAAUUGAUAUCAUGCUUUUCGCCAAUGAUGGGCAUUCUCGAUGGGAUGCUUCAAUGAAAAAUGAAAGCUCGGUUGGAAAUCAAU
Molecule: messenger RNA, 9433 nt
Organism: Sitodiplosis mosellana (orange wheat blossom midge)
Lineage: Eukaryota; Metazoa; Arthropoda; Insecta; Diptera; Cecidomyiidae
Gene: Ca-alpha1T
Product: voltage-dependent T-type calcium channel subunit alpha-1G
Exons: 24
Coding region: 989-8548 (2519 amino acids)
Biological process (GO): calcium ion transmembrane transport; neuronal action potential; sodium ion transmembrane transport
Cellular component (GO): voltage-gated calcium channel complex; neuron projection; voltage-gated sodium channel complex
Molecular function (GO): low voltage-gated calcium channel activity; voltage-gated sodium channel activity
Source: RefSeq, a predicted model, not a curated record